AUGAACCAAACAAAGGGCGGGACACGAGUAGAGGAAGCGAAGAAACCUUCAUUGCUGGAGGAACUGUUUCCCGAAGAAGCAAAACCCAAAUCUCAAGGACCGAGUCGACCAAAGGAGCGUGACAUCCCUCGACUAGACAUCCGCUCGUCGCUACCCAAACCUGCGACACAAAGGCCAGAGCAGCGCGAGCCUAGGAAGAAGCUGGAAAGUGACAACUGGUGGAACCGGGCGACUGAGACUGCAGCAGAGCCGUCGCCGGUGCGAGGAGGGAAAAGAAGAAGUCAUGGUGUUGGUGGUGUGCUCAUGCUGCGCAACGCGAGCAAGACACUGGUCGAGGACGAUUUCACAAGAUUGAUUCCUCAAGGUCUACAUAUCGAAGGUUGGGCUUUGGAUCAGGCCGACAUUGUCAAGGUCGUCCCUGGCCGCAACACGAGUACUUUGGAGCGAGCCAACUUCUACUUCAUACUGUUCAGCACACGAGCCGCCAUGAACGCCUAUCGCACCCAUGUCCUACAACUGCAUUCGCUUGCCGCAAGACAUGUUCAAUCCAGUCUCAUAUCACCUAUACCCCCGCCGCCAGGAUAUCAUCUAAACGGACAUGAUGUCGAUGCUUUAUUACAGAGCUACACCCUCGUCCCUCCAUCCCGUAUGAUGCGUCUUCUACCUUUGCCAAUGUCCGUGUCACCUUCAAUAGUCGACAUCAUCCAAAACCUGGGAUACCCGGAUGUCGUCAAAGGUCCUCUCAGGAAGCCAUACGUUGUCAUGAUACGCCUUGAAGGCCCACAGCUGCCCAUCACCAUGAUCAAAGGUGUCUUGAGCAGAGUGGAGAGAGAACGAAGGAUUCCAUGGAACCGCGACUUUGGCGACUUAUCAUACCAUACCUGGGAGCCAAAGCCAAAGAACAUCUCGCCCUUAGACGAGAGGACAAGGCUGGACAAGAAUGGAGACGACGAAGGUAACAGCAACGAAAUUGAGGAGAUUGCCGAGAUGGAUAGAGAUGCGAAGGGCGGCGAAGAAGGAAGCGAUCGGCCAGGCAGACGUGAAAGACGCAAGCCUCGAUGCUCCUAUCUCUUUGGCUUUGAUAGUGAGGAUGCCGCUCUCACUUUUGUGCAAUACUGGCAUCGAAGACCGCUUGACAUGGCCGAAGUCAACUACGCCAACGACGAGAUAGCUCCUGUAGUCGAUGCAGAAUUGUUGUGGUAA
Aureobasidium pullulans EXF-150 is the source of this 1203-nucleotide messenger RNA. RefSeq lists its product as uncharacterized. Bases 1 to 1203 code for a protein of 400 amino acids. The transcript has a single exon. NCBI's taxonomy places the organism in Eukaryota, Fungi, Ascomycota, Dothideomycetes, Dothideales, Saccotheciaceae. The record is from RefSeq and is a predicted model, not a curated record.